AUGGCCGAAAAUUCUACACAGGAGGCUCAGGUGAAAGUCACUGAUGAUGUCAACUCCCAUCAGUCAACCAUGCCACCUCAAUCAACUGCAAUUAAGCGCAAAGCAGAAGAAGAAGAACCUUCCAGCCAGUUGCGGGAUAAUAGGAAUGACAAGCGACGAAGAGGAGCUGCUCCGGUCAAAGAGGAAUUCUUGAUCAAAUCUGAUGACACAGUCCAGUCCUUGUCGCCUCAAGAUGAAGCUGACGAUGAUGCCGCCGAGGCUUUCCAUCACCAGGAUCGUCAGCCCACAGGUCAGAACGCAAAGGGCAAGCGUCGUCAAAACAAGGCUGGUCAGAACAAGGCACGUGACUACGGUAGUUCAAGGGAUGCCAUUGGCCUGUGUUCAUCCAGGACUCUCAAACCUGAGUUCUCACCAGAUCCUUGUCGCUUCGAAGAAAAGUGUAAAUUUGCGCAUGACAUACGAGAGUACCUGCAACAGAAAAGAGAGGAUCUCACGACUUUCAAUGGUUCGUGCCCAGUGUGGGAGACGAAAGGUCGUUGUCCAGCUGGGUGGAAAUGUCGAUUUGUGGGCUCCCACUCCAAAGAAAUUGAACACGAAGAUGGUCGCAAAGAGCUUGUACUCGUUGAGGAUCCCGCCAAGAUUGCAAUUUAUGCCCGAACCUCAGAGGAGGAGGAUGAAGUUGGUGUCACGAACACGCUCAGCUAUCAACAGCGAAUGACGUUGGCGAAACGACAGAUAGAAACACCUAAAUCGCAAUCGUUCUUGGAUUGGCUAGAACGCACCACGCAAAACCCAGCAGAUCAAGACCGAAGACAAGGCAGGACAAACGGGUCACUUCGCAAUUCCUCGUCACCAGAGCCAGAAAACGGAGACGCCUCCAAGGAGUUACGUAAGGCCGAUUCAAGAGCAUCUUUUACGGAUUCGCCCUUGAGACCCUCAGAGAAGCGAAAGUUGUAUUUUGGUGCUGAGACACCCAUUAUGGCACCAUUGACAACACAAGGCAACCUCCCCUACCGGCGACUGUGCACAUCACUAGGGGCCACGUUCACAUACUCGGAGAUGGCCAUGUCUUUGCCACUUUUGCAGGGGCAGAAAUCUGAAUGGGCCCUGAUGAAGACACAUGAAGCAGACGUGCUGCCACCCACCUUCACCGCCAAGGGAAAUAUUGUGUAUGACUAUGAUCAGAGUCGAGACAUUAGUUUUGGUGCGCAGAUUGCAGCCAACAAGCCUUGGAUUGCUGUCAAGACCACAGAGGUGCUAACGGCAAUGCUUCCAAAGGGGUUGAGAGUAGUUGACCUGAAUGUCGGCUGUCCAAUUGACCUUGUGUAUCGAGAAGGAGCUGGCUCAGCAUUGAUGGAUGCACCUCAAAAGUUGGAUAAGAUGCUUCGAGGCAUGAGCUUGGUUUCUGGCGAGACCCCUGUAACGGUGAAGAUCCGCAUGGGUACGAAGGAUAAGCAGCCUACGGCACAAAAGUUGGUGGACCGGCUUGUUCUUGGAAGCCCCCAAAAUCGGGGCGAUCCCUGCGGCGUGGCAGCAAUCACUCUUCAUGGACGUUCAAGACAACAACGAUACACUCGGUCAGCAGACUGGGAAUACAUUGCAGACACAGCGGCAUUGAUCAAGAGCUUAAACGAGAAAUCCGAUGCAUUUGCCGAUACCGUCGGCGAGGUUGAUGAGCGAGACUUAUCGAACGGCUCCCAGACAGCGAAGAAUGGCAAAGUCUUCUUUCUUGGGAACGGUGAUGUGUUCUCCCAUGAACACUACUACGAGCACUGCGCACAUGCAGGAGUGGAUGGGGUCAUGGCUGGGCGAGGGGCACUGAUCAAGCCAUGGCUUUUCGAGGAAAUACAAGCUGGCCAAUAUCUCGACAAAUCAUCCUCGGAGCGACUUUCAAUCAUCGAACGGUUCUGCAGAUACGGGUUGGAAGCAUGGGGAAGUGACGAGAUCGGGGUGGGACAGACUCGGCGUUUCCUAUUGGAAUGGCUUAGUUUCGCGUGUCGCUACGUGCCGAUAGGACUGCUGGAAUAUCUCCCACCGAACAUCCAGGAUCGACCACCACGGUUCCGAGGCCGCGAUGAAUUGGAGACUCUGAUGGCAAGUGACAAUUAUCAGGAUUGGAUCCAAAUCAGUGAAAUGUUCCUCGGCAAAGCACACAAAGACUUCCGCUUCCAACCCAAGCACAAGUCCAACAGUUACGAGAUUCAGGCCGAGGGAUGA
This is a messenger RNA of Exophiala aquamarina CBS 119918, 2217 nucleotides long. RefSeq names its product tRNA-dihydrouridine synthase 3. The record is from RefSeq and is a predicted model, not a curated record. Lineage: Eukaryota; Fungi; Ascomycota; Eurotiomycetes; Chaetothyriales; Herpotrichiellaceae. The transcript has 2 exons. Gene Ontology annotation, biological process: tRNA processing. Gene Ontology annotation, molecular function: RNA binding; flavin adenine dinucleotide binding; tRNA dihydrouridine synthase activity. The coding region runs from base 1 to 2217 and encodes 738 amino acids.